AUGAUCCAAUCAUAUCGCGCGCAUGCCACUGCGACAUAUUCGGGAAAUGCUGAGGCCAUGUCUACCAUGGUCCUCACUAUCAUGGAGCUUUGGGUUGAGUGCGACAAAUACACCACCAAACACUACCCCUUGCUCCUCGGCUACACCACCGGCUUUACUUCUGGAGUAUUCGAUUCACUCGUUCUUACCAAGCGAGAGCAGCUUCUUCGCCUGCACUCUGUGGAGUCCUACCUGGAGAGUCGAGCAUUGCGUGCUGUGGAUGGCUACCCAUGGCUUCUUUCGGGGAAAUCGCUCGCUGCGAAGUAUUACACCUACUCGCACUUCCUUCAGCAUCUCCACGAGAAGAUCUUAUACGAGGCGGACCAGGCCAAGAAGGAAAAGAAAGCCACGAUACAUCAAAACAAGGAAAAGUACAACGACUAUCGCUUUCGGUUUGUAUCGACAGAUAUCCACAACAACGCCACUAUUGAUAUCCACACUGCGAAUCCGGAGAAUAUCCUUACCACGCAUAGCCGGCAAUACGACCUCUACAAGUGCACCUCCAGCGUCGCCUCUUCGUCAAACACAGUACCAGAGCCGCGUUCAGAUCAUGCAUACCCCCCGCUAACCCUGCGUGAGCCGCUCCGGAGCUGGAUUGUUGGGAGCGCACAUUUCUCCAACGAAGUCAUUGCAAAAGUAUCCGAACGCCCCCUGAAUAUGUCUAGCGAAGAGUUCAAGGCAUUCGGCAAUCUGAGAGCGGGGCACCAUCUCCAAUGGUACAACAUCUUACAACAGCUAUUGGUACCAACUCUUGAUUUCAACAAGCCUGAGACAUUCUUCCUUAUCCUGCAGGCUGCCAACGAAGCUGGUCCAAAGUCCGACGCGGAACCUCUGCGCGAAACACAUUUCGUUUUAGAGGACGUUGAGUUUGGGCAGACACUACUCAUUGGACUGUGGGACGCACUGCGGCGAGUGUGGGAUAACUGGGAAAACGAUAUUGCUUGUUCCAUUCUUGCUAGUAUCGCGACACGCAUUUUAUCUCUCGCUUGCGAUCGCAAUGUGCACAAGCAGUGCUUGAUGUAUCUCAAGGAGAUCCGGGAUCGGUCCAUCGAAUGGUGUCGAACUCUCCGCGCGAAACUGAAGGAAACCUGCGCAAGAAACGAAAGAGCCAAUAUGGGCAGACGAAUUCUCAUAAUUGCCUUGCUGUGUCAUGGAACUUUCGAAGUCGGCGCAUCACAUCUUCCGUCAAUACUGUCGUGCAACUCCGAAGCUUCUAUAAUGAUUGAAUCAUCCAUGAUCAUAGCUGAACAUCUCGCUCAUGGCGGAGAUGCACAAGCGUGUAACUUCAAUUGCUUCUUAAAGAUUCUCAUCUACCGGUGGCGCCAUGCCUCGUACAAAGCCGAGCCACUGCUUCGAGACUCUAUCACCAACAACCCAGCAAAUUGCCUUGAUAUUGUGAUAAAUAAAACCUUCCCUGCACAUGAGGGCGCCAGCAUCUCAUGGACCUGUAGACCAGGGCAGCAUCAACACGUGUUGGUGGCGAAUACGGAGGCCUCCGAACGUCGCUUGUCACUGCAUCUUCAGUACAACGUAUUGACUAGUGUUUUUCUGGUCAACGGGCAAACCCCCUCUGGCUUGCCACCCGAAUACAUAGCGCACUCGACUUACCAACGGCUCUUUGGGGACCAGCUAUUCCAAGCUGCACCUAGCAGCCAAUCGCGAAUGUCAUUUCAAUGCACCCACAGCGAAGCUGGAUAUGAGAUUCAUUUGGGCUUGGUCAGUGGCGAGCUCAUUGUACGGAUGAGAGAUACAAAGAUCUCGGGGAACAGAUAUCAUGAGCUGAUUCCACCAUCAAAGCUGCAAGGACACAUACCAAAUUUACUAGUGUCGGAGUACACUCAUUGGUAUGUCGUCGGUGAGAGUUUGAUUGAGUUUCGCCUUCCCAGAGAUAUCUGGUCCCCAUUUGAUAAGGAUCGUGGCAUUGCCUUUCAUAUCGAUGAACAAGGCUCUGUAUACUUGAUUAAGGGUAGCUCCAAGGCUAUGGUCGGGCUUGAGUCGCAGACUGCAAGAGCCCUCUCUGCAAUAUUCCGACCCAUAGAGCGUCCUGAAUACAUCCACUUGACGUACGAUAGACCAAACUCGACGCUCGAAAUUGAUCUGCCUCGUUAUGGAACGAGCUUUAGUCUACAUAAGAAAGAGAGCACCAUCCAUUCCAAGUCGUACAGAGGAAUGGCAAUUGAUCCAGACCAAUCUCUCGGAGCACUUCACGGUCUGAGUAGCAAACUGGUUCUUUUCUCAACAGAUGACCAUCAAAAUGGUCUGGUUUCACGGGCAACAAUGAUUCCAGAGGGGGAGCUCUAUACAUCGCGAGAGCAUGAGGGAUACGGUUCGGCGUGGUUGAGCUCUUCUGAGCCCGGCGGUCAUAACAGUAUUUCUUACCACUACUAUCACAUUGACGAGGGUCUGGGACUGCUUCGGGGAUCUGGAACCCUGAGAAGCGAACUCUGGCUAUGCUAUGUGUAUGCGUUUACUUCUCAUUUUCUCCCUGAUCCGUUGACAGAAUGCACGGGUACGGAAAGCGCGCUACGAAUCCUAAACUCGAAACUUGUCCAAUCUCUCAUCUUGUCUGAACCCCUGAAAAAAGAGGACGAACUGAAGCUUCUCGGAAGAAUCUCGAAAAUCAGCCCAUCUCGGUCACUUUCGUACUUUUCGUCAGGCCGCAUACAGAGCGCUCGUUGGUCGGAUUUCUCGCCUCUCGCGCAGACAGACGCUUUUUAUCAAGACGUACAACUCAGUCUAAAGAAGGUUCACGAUUUCGAAAUUAUUUUCCACGGACGCCGCGAGAAUCAAAAUUCGGUCACGGAUCCGAGCGAUAGACUUCACAGCUGGCAUAGGACUCGACUCUCGCCGUACGAACGGCCCGGAUACGAGGCAAGAUCGCCAUCUACGAUUACCGAAUACGUCUAUAGCAGCCGCCAAUCUUCCAAGACUUUAGAAGCUGAAAGAAACACCUGCAUUCUUGCCAAACUUUUAAAUCCGCUUGCCGGAAGUGAUUGCGAUGUAUACGAGCUGACCAUGUUCUUUGCGGCGCUAGUCUUUGCCAAAAAUGAAGACGACCAAAUCAUCCAGGCCUUGUUACUUUUUGCCAUGUCUCUGCCACCAACUUCUGGGAAUAAGCGGCUGAAGCCGCAAAAGGAAUCCAAGCACCGCCUUUCUGAACCCCAUACUGCCAAACCUGACGUGCUAAACCUGAUUGACAGAACAGUGUUUGACGAAAGGCAAAUCGAAGCUCUUGCGGAAAAGUAUGCUCCGGAUAUAUCUCCUUGGGACUGGUAUGAGUACGAGCGGAGGAGGCAAGAACGAUCCAGAGAUGUUCAAGCGCUCGUUCGUGCCACAAGAGCUCAUUGGGAUACCGGGAGUACCAAGGACCCGAUCUACAAAAUCGAUUCAAGGGGCUUCCUGCUUGCUACAUUCACCAACGAGAUACGGGUGCUACUCCGUUCGUGGCGGCGGAACGAAAAGCAUAUGCAGCACCUCCGAACCGUUAUUGAGGAAGCCGCACCAUUUGAGAUCCUCGGUGCAGAUGACGUUAGAGAUGACCCAAAACGAGAAAUCUUCUGGGAGCCUCCAUCGAACUCCUGCAACGAAAUGUCACUUCAAUAUCUUUUCAAGCGUCUUCCUGCUCCAGACAUAAAAGCGCCCCCGCCUCGUGCCUUCCCAGAAUACUUAAGGCUAGCUUCAUUGGAUAUGAGCGCUGUGGUAAUAGAGCCGGAGAUGAGUGAGCUGCUCAAGGUCCUGAAAUCGCUUCCUGAAACUGGUGAGCAGCGGAAACAGUAUAUCACGGAUCUAGGUAAGAGCCGGGAUGCUCUUGGGACCACGACCGAGAUUCGCUCCUCAAUAGCAGCAUCUGAAGUGUGCAAUCAGUUGCUGAAGGCCCUACAAGCCUUGGAAAUUUAUCUCCAGGAGUGUCGCCAAUCACAUACUAUUGCUGAGCACAUGCGUGUGCGCCAGGGUGGCAAUUCUGUCUUACAACUUAACAUGGGCGAGGGAAAGUCAUCUGUCAUUGUACCAGUCGUCGCUGCCUCGCUCGCAGAGGCCCCGCGGCUCGUCCGGGUCAUUGUCACCAAGGCCCAGUUUCAGCAGAUGCGACACCGCCUCAGUACGAGCCUCGGCCGUUUUCAGCAUCGCCAAGUGUACACUCUCCCAUUCUCGCGCAGAAUCGGCCUCGAUGAGUCUCGCAGUCGGCUUGUCAAGGCCAUGUGCCAGGAGUGCGGAACCAAUGGCGGUAUCUUGCUUAUGCAGCUCGACCACGUCUUGUCACUCAAGCUUCUUGGCCUUGAUAAAAUCAUAUCAGGUAGCCAGGCCACGGGCAAUAUACUGACAAACACCGAGUUUGCCUUUGAGCGCUACGUCCGAGACAUUGUUGACGAGAGCGACGACAUCUUCAACGCUAAGCUUGAGCUGACGUACACAAUGGGGCAGCAAGUAGCCCUCGGGUUUAGUCCACAACGGUGGCGGUUAACCCAAGCCGCUCUAGAGGCUGUCUUUGAAACGCUUCCCGACGUGAAGCGUGAGUUCCCCGAUGGCUUGCUCAUGGAGCCCAGUAGUUAUGUUGGCGGCAUGCCCCGAGUUAGGAUACUGAGGACAACCGCCACACGACGAUUACUCGAAGAGACCACACGCAGAUUGCUGCAAAAGGGCCAAGAAGGAUUGUCCGUGCUGUCUUUGGAUCCAGACCAUCAGGAAGCCAUAAUGCGCUAUAUCAUCGAAUUGUUUCCAAGCCCUGGCGACAUUGAAAUCACUGAGAAGUUGUUCGCAACCGCGACAGAGCGACAGCCACUGCUGGUUCUUAGGGGGCUAAUGGCAAAUGGAGUACUCGAGUUUACUCUACACCGCAAGCGGUGGAGAGUCCACUAUGGUCGUGACUACGAGCGAGAAAACGGAAUACCAGGGCUCGCAGUCCCCUAUUGGGCCAAAGACUCGCCGGUACCAAACGCCGAGUUCAGCCACCCCGAAGUGUACAUCAUCCUAACAUGUUUAAGCUAUUACUACCAAGGCUUGAGUGACGAUGAACUUUUCGAUCUAUUCGAUCACCUGCGCGCCGCGGACAAUGGCGAGGUCGAAUAUGAGCAAUGGACAGUGCUGGACGGCAACCUGCCUAAAGUGCUGUCCGGGGUCAAUACCAAGAACCAAACACAUUGCAAAGAGCAGGUCUUCAGUCGCCUGCGAAACUUCAAGCCUGUGAUUGACUCUUAUCUUUCCAACGUACUCUUUCCGAGGAAGACGGCGGAAUAUCAAAUGAAGCUAUCGGCAUCCGGAUGGGAUCUGGUAGGCGAGCGGAUGCAUCCCAUCAUUGGGUUCAGUGGCACCAACGACUCGAAAGUCUUGCUUCCGUACUCCAUUCAUCAGCAUGAUCUGAAAGAGCAAAAGCAUACGAAUGCCGCGGUGCUAAAUCUCCUCCUACGAGGAGACAACGGCAUACAGACCCUCGGCCAUGAUAGCGCCAGCGAAGAAUCUAACUCGUACACCCAACGUUUGUUGAAGAAAGUCAUAGAGUCAAAGUCUCCAGUACAAGUGAUUAUAGACGUGGGGGCCCAGUUCAUCGAACAUGGAAACUUGGACGUCGCUAGGCUUUGGCUAGCCAUGGACCCUACCGCCACGGCGAAAGCGGUGAUCACGUUUGACGAGAGGGAUGAACUUGUGGUUGUUACGAGAGACACGCCAGUAGAGCUACUUGCGUCGUCGCCUUAUUUUAGUAAUAUGCAUUCCUGCUACGUGUUCCUAGACGAGAUGCACACGCGCGGCACUGAUCUUGUUCUUCCCGAAGAUUAUCGCGCUGCUGUUAUGUUGGGGCCUGAAGUCACUAAGGACAAGCUCGUGCAAGCGUGUAUGAGAAUGAGAAAGCUGGGUAAAGGCCAGACACUUAGCUUCUACGUUCCGGAGGAAGUCGAGCUGACCAUCAGACGAAUAUGCAAUAUCAGCCCGGAAAAUCCGAUCAGAAAGGUGGAUAUGAUUCGCUGGGCAAUCUGGGAAACAUGGCGUGAGUGUGAGAAGCUAAUACCGCUGUGGGCUUCACAAGGAAUCCGGCAUUGGAAACAGCAAACGAUUUGGAAAAUGGCCAAGACGCAGAAGAACCGGCGUAUCGACAUGAGGCUUGAGUGGGCUGAGAGGUAUCUGGAGCCUGAAGCACAGACGCUUGAGCAGUGCUACCGUCCCCGCUCUGAAAACCCAGGUAGUAUAUGGCCUGAUGAGACGUCCGGAAUUCCAGAGAAUGGCGAUCAGAAACUAAAGUUCAUCCGGCAGACAUGCGAGAAGUUCCGCGUCGUGGGUCUGGAAGCGGAACUGCUCAUUGAAGAGUAUGACCGACAGGUCGUACGCGAAGUCCAGCAGGAGCGGCAGGUCGCACGCGAGGUUCAGCAGAUCUCAGAGUUCCAGAAGCCCCCUACUUUAACACCACAUCAGCCAACUGCGGAUCUAGAAGUGGCGAACUUUUUGCGAACGGGAAAGAUCAAGGAGGAUUCAGAAGCCUUCCUUCCAGCAUUUGAAGCUUUCCGUCACAGCUCAGCGGCCCAGCUAAUCGAUCUGAGCGAAUUUCCCAACACACUGCUUGCGACGCGCGACUUCAUCGAAACAGUGGAGCGCGAGGCGAGCGACCACGUCGCGGACCAGCAUUUCCGCCCAGUCCAAUGGGUCGUCAGUCGAGCUAUCGACGGAAAAUCCGGUGACGAUUAUGUGAAUCAGCUUAUUCUGAUAAGUUCCUGGGAAGCAAACAAUUUCCUCGGUUUGCUGCGUGAGACCAACAAGGUUGUCUUUCACCUGUACGCACCCCGAACGAACCUAUCACACCGCUCGCUCUCGGACCUCACCUUGUUUACAAUACCGGCACUGCCACAAGGCUGGACAGUCCCUAGGAGCCUAGUGCUCUUCCUGAAUCUGUUCGCGGGACAGUUGUUUCUCGAUUCACAUGCUGAGUACAUCCAGCUUUACGACUUUUUG
Messenger RNA from Mytilinidion resinicola, 6975 nucleotides. RefSeq lists its product as uncharacterized. Lineage: Eukaryota; Fungi; Ascomycota; Dothideomycetes; Mytilinidiales; Mytilinidiaceae. The record is from RefSeq and is a predicted model, not a curated record. The annotation marks the transcript as partial. The transcript has 7 exons.